Messenger RNA from Chelonus insularis, 5374 nucleotides. RefSeq names its product discs large 1 (gene dlg1). Gene Ontology annotation, biological process: embryo development; cell-cell adhesion; chemical synaptic transmission. Gene Ontology annotation, molecular function: kinase binding. The record is from RefSeq and is a predicted model, not a curated record. Gene Ontology annotation, cellular component: postsynaptic density membrane; neuromuscular junction; neuron projection. The transcript has 22 exons. Lineage: Eukaryota; Metazoa; Arthropoda; Insecta; Hymenoptera; Braconidae. Bases 190 to 3369 code for a protein of 1059 amino acids.
AAGUAAACAAUAAUAAAUGUUUUAUUAUUUUUUGAAGUGCAUUAAAAGUGGAAGGAUGAAAUAUAGUGAAAGUCAAUAAUAAAAAUAAUUGAAAAACAAGUACUGUAGAGGCAGUGAUCAUAAAGAAAGUAUAUCAUCCAGUGAAAUAGAACUGAGUAUCCAGGGAGUAGUUUUGGAGAUUGAUUGGUGAUGUAUCGCAACGACGCGAUUGCCAUCGAUGACUGGGAUUUAACGAGCAUGAAGCAUCCUUCGAGUGUGUUUAUCUUGGAGGUUGCUAUGGCACUGUUUGGUAUGUUUUGGAUGUCACGCGUACGUUCUGAGAUACGUCGUUGUUCAAAAUAUCGACAUGAUGAAAUGUCAAAUAAUCAACAUCAGAGUCAUCAACAAUCUUAUCAACAAGACAAUCCAUGUCGGAGACUAUCUCAAGGUACAAGUUUACUUCAUACACCAGAUGAUGGAAUCACUAUGUCUUCAGCAAACACUUUGUUUACUUUGGAUACUCCUGGAACAACUGCACCCAGUGGUUAUUGCGAAGUUCACGGAUAUAUCGCCCCUAAAAAAGAUAUCCAGGAGUUUUACGAGCUGACGCUGCUUGAUGAAUCAAAGUCAGUGCAGCAGAAAACAGUAGAAACAAUGCGCAUUGCUGAUAAAUGGGAAGCUAGUGAUGGACCAAUUACUCCAACAUUUACAUCAAACGACGGUGGUCCGACUUCCGCUUUUCCAUUGACCCAGACUCUAUUGAACAUUUACGACUAUAGGUCUGCCAGCCCUGAUGCUCAAACGCUUGACCAAAACCAGAAAACAAGAUAUACCACGAUAAACGUAGAAGAACCAUUACCACCACCUCCUUCACCACCACAAAUCAAAGAAGCCAUACAAUUAGAUGGAAUUUCAAGACCAAAUUCUGUGGAACGCACUAUACAUCCUGAUGUUUCGCAGUAUAUUGUUUCAAAUCAUGAUACAAUUAAAAGCCAUGACAGCUGGCAAGGACAUGAUGGCGAUCAGGCACAUACGCCACUUCUUGCAGCGGAUCCGAGACAUGCAAAUGGCGAUGACGAAUGGGAGUACGAGGAGAUUAUCCUUGAACGAGGAAGUGCCGGUUUGGGUUUCAGUAUUGCUGGAGGAACAGAUAAUCCACACAGUGGUCACGACACAGCGAUUUAUAUUACAAAACUCAUACCAGGUGGAGCAGCUUCAACAGACGGUCGUUUAGGCGUUAAUGAUACGAUACUUCAGGUGAACGAUGUAACUGUUGUGGAUGUACCUCAUGCAACAGCAGUUGAUGCUCUCAAGAAAGCAGGCAAUACUGUCAAACUGUACGUUCGAAGACGACGACACUUGAUUGAAAUCGAGCUAGUAAAGGGGAAUAAGAGUCUUGGAUUCAGUAUUGCUGGUGGAAUUGGUAAUCAACAUAUACCUGGUGACAAUGGAAUAUACGUCACGAAAAUUAUGGAUGGUGGAGCUGCACAACUUGAUGGACGUUUAGCUGUUGGCGACAAAUUAGUAUCCGUCAAGAAUAGCAUGGGUAACUGGAAAAAGCUGGAGAAUGUAACGCAUGAGGAUGCAGUGGCCACUCUAAAAGCGACGCAGGAUAGGGUAGUUUUGUUGGUCGCCAGACCGGAAGGUAUUCUGCCACCUCUGCCACCAGUUUCAGACCAUUCACUCUCACCACAACCUCGCAAACAAAAUGGCUCGGUCUCAGCACUAGAAAACAAUUCCAUACCGUAUUCACAAGAGUCACGACAUGCUUCUUCGUUGGCACUUCACGGCACAGCAACACCUCGAGCAGUGUCACAGGAAGAUAUUUCACGAGAAGUACGCACAGUGAUACUCAACAAAGGAUCAUCGGGAUUAGGAUUCAAUAUUGUUGGAGGAGAAGAUGGGGAAGGAAUCUUCAUUUCCUUUAUUUUAGCUGGAGGGCCUGCUGAUCUAAGUGGAGAACUUCGUCGAGGGGAUCAGAUUCUUAGUGUCAAUGGGAUUAAUCUUAGAACUGCCACCCAUGAGGAGGCUGCGGCCGCACUCAAGGGUACUGGACAAACUGUCACCAUUGUAGUACAAUAUAAACCUGAAGAUUACAACAGGUUUGAAGCUAAGAUCCAUGAUCUUAAACAACAAAUGUCUCAACAGAAUUUAACAACAGGUACACUAAUGAGGACUUCACAAAAGAAAUCUCUGUAUGUCAGAGCUUUGUUCGAGUACGACCCCAAUAAAGAUGACGGUUUGCCUAGUCGUGGUCUUGCUUUUCGUUAUGGAGACAUACUUCACGUAACGAAUGCCAGCGAUGAUGAAUGGUGGCAAGCAAGAAGAGUCACCCCUCAAGGUGAAGAAGAGGGGUUAGGAAUAAUUCCUUCACGUAGACGUUGGGAACGGAAACAACGUGCUCGUGAUCGUUCAGUUAAAUUCCAAGGCCACAUGCCGGUCAUAUUAGAUAAGCAAUCAACACUCGAUAGAAAGAAGAAAAACUUUUCAUUUAGUAGAAAAUUUCCAUUUAUGAAGAGUAAAGAUGAUAAAUCUGAAGAUGGUUCAGAUCAAGAACGGUCGCCCACAACACCUGAGAAUGAAAACGAUCCUACUCCAUUCAUGCUGUGCUAUACCCAGGACGACACUAAUACCGAAGAUUUAUCAUCCGCCGCAGGGAGUAGAGAAAUUUUAUAUCGCGUUGAACUGCCCUAUAUGGAAGAACUGACCUUAGUUUAUCUGGAAAAGGAGGGUGAUGAAAAUGUUGAUGAACUUAGUAGCGAAGAAACUGUCCUGUCUUAUGAACCCGUUCAACAAUUAACUAUUCAGUAUACACGCCCAGUAAUUAUUUUGGGACCGCUUAAAGACCGUAUUAAUGAUGAUCUGAUUUCUGAAUUCCCUGAUAAAUUCGGAAGCUGCGUACCACAUACGACAAGGAGUAAACGAGAAUACGAAGUCGACGGACGAGAUUACCACUUUGUGGCAUCGAGAGAACAAAUGGAACGAGACAUUCAAAAUCAUUUAUUCAUUGAAGCUGGCCAAUACAAUGACAAUCUUUAUGGUACUUCUGUAGCUUCUGUUCGGGAAGUCGCUGAAAAGGGUAAACAUUGCAUACUUGAUGUUAGUGGUAAUGCCAUUAAGAGGUUACAAGUCGCUCAACUUUAUCCAAUUGCCAUUUUUAUCAAACCGAAAUCAGUAGAAUCUGUAAUGGAAAUGAACAAACGAACGACUGAAGAACAAGCUAAGAAAACGUACGAACGAGCAUUAAAAAUGGAACAAGAAUUCGGCGAAUAUUUCACUGCUAUUGUGCAAGGAGACACCCCCGAAGAUAUUUAUGUUAAAGUUAAAGAAGUUAUUGCCGAACAAUCAGGUCCAAACAUUUGGGUACCAUCACGGGAUCAACAACUGUGACGUCCUGCCCCCCACGCUCAUCAGAAUUCAAAUGCUUGGACACUUCCUCCAAGGCGUACUGAAUAAUUACGCAGCUCAUUGAAAUAAGACAUCUUUUUCCAUGUUCAAGUAGUAUAAGUCAAUAGAGAUGCGUCUAUCAGUACUACGGUUAAAUAGCGCGAUUGAAGAAAAUUCAAGAAAUAAAAAAAUUAAGUUAUGAUUAUUGAAUGGUUUCUCUUUGCGUAAAAUUUUAUAAUCAUAAAUAAAUUCAUAUAUGACAUUUUUAAUUAAUUUACAUUGAAAUUUGUAAUGAAAGUGAGUUUUAUUUCUACAAUGCAUGAAGUAUGAACAAUCCGAAUAAGGAAUAAUAAAUUUUCAUCAUCAAUAUAGAUUCCAUAAUUGUAAAUUACGAUCGAUGUAAUUCGUAAUUAGUUUGGUAUUUUAAUUUUUAAUUAACUAAAAAAAAUCAAUCAUGUCUCGAAUAAAUUUUAUACAUAAUUAUUAAAUUGAAUAUAUAUAUAUAAUAAAUAAUUUUUAAAUGACGACAGAUAAAAUUUAUGUUUGAUUAAAUGAAGCAAGUUUUAUAUUUGUUAUGAUCUUUUAUGAUUGAGUGAAGUGUUACGUUUAAUCUUCAUCAAUGUACUUAACUGCUUAUUGUUAAAGAUAUAGAGAUAAAAAGUAUGUUUUGCAUUAUGAAACGUAUAUUAUCCAAAAAAAAAACAUUGCGAAAUGUAUGAAAAAGUAGAAAAAGAAAAAUGCCUGAGACAAAAUAAAAAGUUAUAUCUAUAUACAAAACGGAUUGAAAAAUAGAAAAAUGUGAUGAUGAGAUAAUUAAUCGUACAAUAAAUAAAAAAAUGAAAAUAAAUAUAUAGUAUUGCAAUUAAAACGCGCAAUUUUAUGAUCCAUCUGACUUUACAGGACAAAUCGUUAGUAUUAGAAUAGUGAUAUAUAAUGUUUUGUACAGCUAGAUAACUAAGCCAGUAAUGGGUUACGUGCAACAUUAUAUAGAACAUAAAAUAAUAUUGUAAUUUAAAUACCACUACUAAUUUAUUAUAUAAAUAGUAGUAUGAAUUAUUGUAAAUACCUACGCCUGUAUCGGAGUGAAAAGAAAAUGGAGAAAGUAUAAGGUCUGAAUGUUAAUCAUAGUAGGCAGUAUUUCUAAAAUUUAACAUUAAUGCUAUCUGCAAAAUAAAUUACCUUAAUUGUUAAGUCUUAAUUUGAUUAAAAUUGUUGAGAACGUUACAAACGUCAAGCGAAUUCGAAAUUAUUCGAUCAUUUCAAGGAGAUUUUCCUUAAUGGAUUUCCCUUGAUUUGAUUAUUAGUUGCCUUUGCAAGAUUGGAUUAUUGAUUAAACUUAGUAAAAAAUGAAAGGAUAAAAAAGAGAAUUCGAUAAAUCAAUUAAUUAAGUACACGAUUGACAAUGUGUUUUGCAAAAACAAAAACUGUACUUAUGUUAAACGGAUGUUUCUGUAUUCAACAAUUAACAAAGAAAAGAAACAGAACUAAAAACUGAUGAUAAAAUAGGUUUUUAGAAAGUUUAAAAACAAAAAUAAUAACAGGCAUGAUAUUAUGGCAAUUGUUUGUCAAUUUAAUUGUAAAAUAAUGAGAUAAAAUAUAACUAUAACUAAACAGUUAUUUAGUUUAAUUAAAUAAUCUGCGCAGUUAUAUGAUAUAAUUUUCAAUCAUCUUAAAUUAAUUUGUUAAUGCAACAAAAAACAUUAUUUCCUUCAAUUUAAAUUUCUAUUUCCAUUAAAUAAUCUUAACUUCAUUAAUAAACUUUUGUAAAUGAAUAACUUAUAUUUGUCAUAAACAUACUAAUUUUAUUGACUAAGUAUUAAUUAACAGAUAACUGCAGCAGAUUUUAUGAGAAUAAAUAUAACAAUAAACUCAAUAAAAAUCGAGCACCACCGUGUUGACCUACAGGUUGUGCCUGGUAAUGUAGGACGUCGUGAUUAAAUAAUUAAGGCAUCUAUUUCAAUGUAAAAGAACAUAUAAAGAGAAAAUAAUUACGGACACUUAUUAUACA